AUGGGGGCGGCUGCGAGCCGCGACACUGCAUGCCUAGCCGGCAUGAUGCGCAGCUCUCGCCCACUGCCAUCGAGUGCUGAGCCGAUCACGGUGACCAUCUGCGGUGCAGCAGGGCAGAUUGGCUACUCCCUCUUGCCCAUGAUUGCCUCAGGUGGCAUGUUCGGGCCCUCCCAGAGAGUGAACCUACAGUGCCUGGACUUGAAAUUGCCGGAGGUGAUGGACAGCAUGCAUGGCAUGGAGAUGGAGCUUCAAGAUGGGAACUUCCCGCUGUUGCAUAAGUCUCUUUUCACGACGGAUGAUGCGCUGGCAUUUAAGGGAGCCGACUACGCCAUCCUUCUGGGGGCCUUCCCUCGGCAGGAUGGGCUAGAGAAGCGGGACGUCAUGGAGAAGAAUGUUAUGAUCUUUCGCACCAUGGGGCGAGCCCUUGAGAGACAUGUCAAGUAUGACUGUAAGGUGCUCGUGGUGGGUAACCCAGCGCAUACAAACGCAUGGGUUUGUGCCCACUACGCGCCCUCCUUGCCGAAGCAGAACUUUUUUGCCCUGACGCGCCUGGAUCAGAACCGCGCAGCUGGGCAGAUUGCACAUCACUUCGGGAUCUCAGUGAAUGAAGUGAAGAACGUGGUAGCUUGGGGCUCGCAUGCCAAGUUUCCAGACAUUGAGCAUGCCAUCAUCAAGGGAAAGCCCGCAACACAAGCCCUAUCAACCAUGGAAGAGAGGAAGCGCAUCAAUGACCUCUUCCGAAAGGAGAUGCAGCAGAGAGGAGCCAGCAUCGUGAAGGCUCGAAAGGCAAGUAGUGCCAUGUCCACUGCCCGGGCCAUUGUGGAUCACAUCCAUGACUUGCACUGUGGAACGCAGCCGGGUGAGUUCGUUUCAAUGGGCGUCUGGUCUGACCAUGGUGCCUAUUCCAUCGGAGAUUCCCUGGUCUUCUCCGUGCCGGUGAUCUGCUAUGGAGGCGGUCGAUAUCGUGUCCACCCAAGCCUCUCGCUGAGCUCCUCCAGUCGCGAUAAGCUGAGGCAAGUUGAAGCCGAGAUCGCUGCGGAUCGUGACUUUGCGAAGCAGUUCAUGAAAAGUAGCCCAGGCCCCUCAGCACCCUCCAGUGCCUCCUAA
Symbiodinium natans is the source of this 1107-nucleotide messenger RNA. NCBI's taxonomy places the organism in Eukaryota, Dinophyceae, Suessiales, Symbiodiniaceae. The record is from the annotation of a GenBank genome assembly.